Hydractinia symbiolongicarpus is the source of this 610-nucleotide messenger RNA. Its product is annotated as low-density lipoprotein receptor-related protein 2-like. The record is from RefSeq and is a predicted model, not a curated record. The transcript is spliced from 2 exons. NCBI's taxonomy places the organism in Eukaryota, Metazoa, Cnidaria, Hydrozoa, Anthoathecata, Hydractiniidae. Bases 107 to 454 code for a protein of 115 amino acids.
UAUAGGAAAAAAAUGAUACAAACAAAUAAUGUCUCACAAAAAGUCUAAAUAGAAUCAUCCUUUUAAUCUCAUUUCGCUAAGUCAUUCCUUAUCUGUUAUAGCGCUAAUGCAAAUCACGGCAGUUGCAUUUGAAAAAGCAUCAAAUACGAUAUAUUAUGCACAAUCUAAUGGUAAAGUUAAAGCUGUGAAAGAUGUGUAUGGAAAAAGACCAAACAAGAUGAUCUUUAACGUAAAAAAACCUACAGCUCUUGACAUUGAAUCUUGUUUUGGGUACCUAUUUAUAGCAGAUUCAGGUUCUCGGUCCAUCAUACGCUAUGACACAAGACAUAACAUAUCUUUUACAGUCGUAGACGGAUUAUCAUUACCCAACGCGUUAACAGUGGAUAAACUGACUGAAAAAUUGUUCUGGGCGGAUACAACAACUGAUUCGUAUGUGUACAAAUAUAAUUUCUAAUUCUUUAUCAUUGGACUCCUGGUCAUUAGACCUUUUUUUUGUUGCGUUUUUUAAGCCUCUUCUGACGAAGGGGGUAAUCCUUUCUUCAGAAAACGUGGCACGCAUAUAGUGUGUUAUAUUUUGAAUAAAUAAACAUAAAUUAUAAUUUUGCUCGCA